UUUGAGAACUUGACAAAAUCAGCAACAUGAGAAAACAACUUUUAGGUGUAUUACUUACGAUCUUAUUCAGUGUUGAGAUCAAUGCUCAAAGUUAUGUUAUCACGAACGAUACGGGUAUAGCCCAAUCCAUAGCUCCAUCAAUUCCAGUUGAGAGGAAUGGAAAUACUUUAUAUUACUUUGGAUAUACAUAUACGGGUUCUUGGUUAGGAGCGAUGGAGCAUUGCAAAUCACUUAAUAUGGAUUUAGCUAGUAUAGAAUCGCAGGAAGAAAACGAUUUUCUUUACAAUCGGAUGAAACCAUUCCUUGGAGGUGGAGUUGAAUAUUGGUUUUGGACAUCGGGAACUACAUUAUCUAGCGGCAGAUGGAUAUGGAUGAGAACAGGCCGUCCAAUUGGUUGGGCUAACUGGGGCGAAGGUUACGUUGGUCUCGGAAGAUGUCUAGAGGUUAGAUACAACUACGCUAGCGGUCUUAAAUGGCACGACACACUUCAAAAUGAGGGCCGUCAUGCUUUAUGUGAGGCUAAGAUUACAAGAACGGUGGCAGAUUUGAUUCCUAAAUUUUGUAAUAGAUGGGACUACACUAAAUGAUGUAAAAGUUUAAAAGAGAUGUAUUAUAAAAGAAUGGUUUAGUGUGGAUUUUUAACUUACGUGUAUUGCUUAUUGUGUGUAUUUUAAAUAAAUAAAGUUCGUCGCAUAUUAUAAAUUAAUAAAUGAAAA
Messenger RNA from Diabrotica virgifera virgifera (western corn rootworm), 716 nucleotides. Its product is annotated as C-type lectin domain family 10 member A-like. The transcript is spliced from 4 exons. Gene Ontology annotation, molecular function: carbohydrate binding. Bases 27 to 587 code for a protein of 186 amino acids. The record is from RefSeq and is a predicted model, not a curated record. Gene Ontology annotation, biological process: biological process involved in interspecies interaction between organisms. Gene Ontology annotation, cellular component: external side of plasma membrane. NCBI's taxonomy places the organism in Eukaryota, Metazoa, Arthropoda, Insecta, Coleoptera, Chrysomelidae.